AUGGCAUCAGAACAUAAGGAUUGUGAUGGAAGAAUUCGAUGUCCUUGUGUGAGAUGUAUAAAUAGUAUGUUUGAAAAAAUAGAUAGGGUUAGAGCACACAUAUUUGAUCGAGGUUUUAUGCAAGGAUAUGAGAAGUGGAUUUAUCACGGGGAGCCUGAGGAUGCUGUCGAUGAUGUAGCAGUUGCCGAUGUUGAAUCAGAGGAUGAAAUGAUUCCUAUUCUAGAAGACUUCUUUCCCUCGACAACAGAGGAUGUACAAGGAGAAGAUGAACAACCAACCACAAACCCACAUUUUGAUGACUUAUUUGAGGAAAUUGAAGUUGAAUUGUAUCUCAGUUGUGAUUGGAUUUCGUCUCUCAACUUUUUAGCAAAGCUAUUGCAUUUAAAAGCUAGAGGAAAAAUUCCUAAUAACAUCUUUGAAGAAUUGUUGAAGCUGUUAAAGUUUGCAUUUCCGAAGGAAAAUAAUAUUCCAGCAACUUACUACGAGGCAAAAAAGAGGUUGAAGAAAUUAGGCUUGGGAGAAUGCACCAAGGAGGCUUGUCCAGUUUGUGGAACUAGUCGUUGGGUUACUUCCGAGAACGGCAAAGGAAAAAAAGUUCCUUGCAAAGUCAUGCGAUACUUUCCGUUGACACCUCGACUUAAAAGAUUAUAUAGUUCGAGGAUUACAGCGAAGAGCAUGAUAUGGCAUCAUACUAGAAAAUCAAAAUAUGAUGGGGUGUUGCGACACCCUGUCGAUGGUCUCGCUUGGAAAGACUUUGAUGCAAAACAUCCUGAGUUUGCAAGGGACCCAAGAAAUGUUCGACUGGGGUUAGCUGCUGAUGGAUUUAAUCAAUUUGGCAACAUGAGUCUUGCAUACAGCAUGUGA
This is a messenger RNA of Cannabis sativa, 864 nucleotides long. RefSeq lists its product as uncharacterized. Bases 1 to 864 code for a protein of 287 amino acids. Lineage: Eukaryota; Viridiplantae; Streptophyta; Magnoliopsida; Rosales; Cannabaceae. The transcript is spliced from 2 exons. The record is from RefSeq and is a predicted model, not a curated record.